CAGCGCGUCGCAGAAGCAUCCUUAACCGCACGUGCUUGAGGGUUGACACGUUGAGACAUUUCUAAACGCAAGAAGAAGAAAAAUAAGAUUGAGCUAUUUCCUGCAUGGAUCUUGUAGACAGAUGAAAGUAGCUUGGAUUAUAACUAUUUGGUGACAUAGCUAAGACAUUGACGGCAUCCAUAUCCUAGACUGUGAAUUUGGGCAACCAGAAGAGAUGUUAGUCCACACAUAUUCCGCUAUGGUGAGUCCCUGUACAUUCAAAACUCCGCGCUAGUCUGCAGCCCAGAUUAGGUCCUAUAUGGUCUUGUCAUCUUCUAUGUCUACAACUUUGUCUUGACUUGAGUGGGCACAGAUAUGUGACGUUAACUUCGCACUAGCGGCGCCGCUAUUGUCAUUGUCAGCUGUCUGGAUAGAUCGACUGUAUGCGGAAUGUCAAAGCGAGGGAGAAUCGGACGGCAUCAAAGUGUCCGUAGAAAUAUUAAUUUAAAGAGAGACAACUAAACGAUGAUGACACUUUGAGAUGGUAGAUAAUAAUCAUUUUGAAAAGUCCCAUUGCGUUUUGCUGUGGUGAGCAUAAUGAAAGUUUAAACUGCUAAAAGUGUGAAAUGUAUAAGGCAUACAGAUGGUAGCAUAUAUAUUAUAUCUAGUUGCUAUCGGUUUUAUGUUGACAUUUAUUAUUUUAUACAGAUUUUAAAUGACCUUUUUCUUUUAAAUCCCCAUUUGCUCGUUUCUAAUAAUGGACAUUGUUCCAACAACAAAAUUGAUCCGAGUGACCCAGCUUUAGAAAAAUCGAUUUUUAACCAGGAAGUGCAUGCAUAUGGAGAGGAAUGUAGGCUACAGGACAAUUGGAGAAUAUUGCAAAAUGACUUCAUGGACGAUGGUAUGUUAUUACAAUAUUACUUGAUGACUCCCAAAUUCAUUCAGACAAAAUGGCAAUAGAAGUUAUGUUUAGGUUAUAUCGCUUUAUAUUUCCCAUGAAAAUAUUUGCAAUAUUUUGUAAAUAUUUCAUAAGCUCCUGUAGUCAUAAAUGUGUGCACAUAUUUUAUCAUAUUGAGUGUUGUAUUUCCUGGAGCAACAUAAUGCUAUUGCGCAUUAGAUACCUGUCCUUUGUUCUGUUGGGGUUCUCAGUGGCCAUUACCUUUUUGACACUGUCAUGCAGCGAUGCCAGAGGCACCUGCUGCCUGUCUGCAUGCAAAUCAAACCCUCAGUUUGAGUUAUUUUGACAUUUUAGAAUUAAAUAGUUGAAUAUUAGGCAAGACAGACAAAGUUUUGUGCAGUUUUAUAUAGGCUAUCGAACUGAUUUAAAUUGUAUUUCUAAGGUCCUUUUCUUUUAGUGUGAUAUUCCAAUUUCAUUGUAGUUCAGUUAAUCACCUGACACAAUAAUAACGAAUUGUAAUGUGCUUAUGAUAAAGCUUAAGAUACGAUUUAUAGUUUUGCAAAGAUUAUUUGAGUCGAAAAAAAUCUUUGAAUUAUAGGCCUGACAUUUGGUGCAUUUAAUCGAUGCAUUUGCAUGUAAUCUAAACAUUUUUUAUUUACAAGCCUAACCAACUUUUUUUUAUUUACGCACAGGACCGCGCGGACGGACUGACCGGCUCCUCGCCGAGUGGGCGACUGUCCCAACUCUCCUCGCUCAACCAGGCAGCUUACUCCUCUGCUCCCCCGCUCUGCCAUACACCAGCCUCUGACUUCCAACCUCCAUACUUCCCCCCUCCAUACCCACAGUCUUCGCUCUCAUACUCCCAGAGCCAGGACUCUGCAUACUCUCACUUAUCGGACCCCUACACUUCCAUCAACUCCAUCCAUCAGCAUCAGCAAGCGGCAUGGCACUCGCAGAGAUCGCGGUCGGAUGAGGGGGGGCUAUUGUCACAGUCACACCGGGCUUUAAGCCUCGACCCCCGUCGGGAGUACCCCGGUGUACCCCGGCUUCUCCACGGACUCGGUGAGGGUGCUGCAGCGCUAGGGGACGGUCCUCUUGGAAUGCACAUUGGACAUCACGGACUGGAGGACAUGCAGGUGGGUUUAUUUGUGCGUGGACCUUUUUAUUAUUCCUUCUCCCAUUCACAAACACUAUAUUGGUCGUGCGUAAAAGUCACCUUCCAGCACAUAGCCUAACCCAUGCACCCAUUAUGUAGAUAAUUGCUGCAUUAGUUUACUAUUUUUUAUGGAAGAAUCUAUAACUAUUUUAAUAAUUGUGUGUAUGGCAAGGAUUCUUUCUGUCACUUUUAUUUUGUUACUGUGAUAGUCUUUUUUUUUGGUGCGUAUUUUACGCAAUCGUUUUUUUCUUCCGAAGGGUCCACCCUACAAAAAUUCCUAAUUGUAAAUGCAAUUCAUAUAGCAUUUUGUAAAAUAUUGCAUAUUUACCAACUGUUGGACUAAUAAUUGUCUCGAAAUGGCCACCUGUCAAAUUCAAAUGACCUUGCUCUUCGCCUUGAUCUUAUUGCGAGAGUAUACGCACAGUUUUACAACUUUAUUUAGAGACCAUGGACAUCUUUUCCUUGUAGCAGUGUAAAUAGGCUAGAGAGUUGUCUAAGUGGUGAUGAUUGCGUUGAUGGAUACAUGUAUACCUAAUCAUGUUAAACGGAAUUGGUCCACUAAUUGCAGGGGCUCGCUUGUCUCGUUAGCUUAAAAAUUAUAUUAGUUCAACCUAAUCCCCAAAGCGUUGUUAUGUUAAAUAUAGCGGGCGGAGAUCAAACAAUUACAUCUGAUAGCAACUAACAAUUACAUUAUUAGACCUUGAAUACAUAUAGUGUGAUAUGUUUAACUAUAUUAGCCUACUUUGUGGACGCAGUAAUCAAAUAGAUGAUUUGGAUAAGCCAUUUCUUUCAGGUAAAUUGAAAUAGACAUGGAUAUCGGAAAUAUCAACAAAAUAAUAGGCUGAUUUAUACAAUUAUCUUAUAUAUAACUACUUUGUUUCUAAUUUCAAUAGCCUAUUGACAAUGUAUUAAUUGUAGCGAAAAAAUUUACAAAAUGUAUGUUAAUCUCCUGAAAAAAUACAUCAGAAAUAGCCUAGAAAUACAUAAUAGUAAUAAUAUUAAAUAUAAUAUUAGGAAUUUUGUAAUUCUUUCCUUCCUGAAUAGUUUUAUUGUUAUUUGUGUGUCAGAAUUCAAGGCUAAUUUAAGCCUGUAGGCUAUCCACUAACACAUGAAGCAAGCCAACGUUUCGUUGGUGGCUUUAGCCGAUAUCCAUUGAAGUCAUAGGGAGAAGUGUUGAACAUAUUAUGGUAUGCAUUUUCAAUUUAGCAAGAACAAUAGUUUAAACGUUGCUAUGGAUUUAUUGAGUAGUCAACCACACACAAGCAGGUGCAGAUUCAGACGCAUUUGUUCAAAACAUCCUGCAUCGCUCACAGAAAAUUCGGCGCAACCAAUUGAUUCCCGUGGUCAUUAAUACAAAGAAACACUUACUCAAGCGGCAGGCAUGGAGUCAUCCAGGGCAUGUUUGUGUUAAACGCCCUCUCUUGACAGAACCUUCAUUUGAUUAAUGGAUUCAAUUCGCACGUUUGAGCCCCUUAUAAAACCGACACAAAGAGCAUUUCGCUCUGCAGAAGAAUUUUAUCAUACUUCUCAUGACACAUGUAGAAUAUCAGUAAAAGUAUAAUAUCAGUAUAAACAAACUACUAUUUGUUUUUAGUUUCUUUGCUGAAUAGACAAGUAGGCGGCCUAAUCCGUCCAUAUAAAAAUAUGUAGGACUAGGCUUAAAAUAGAUCAUUAUAUAAAGAUUUAGAGUGACUUGAUAAUUGGGCUCAGAUUACAUUUUUCACAAUUUCCGAUGCGUAUUGAAUUCACAUUGAAAAGGAUUGCGAUUGCAGGGUUUAGCUCACGAUUAUCCUCAUUGUAAUUCAAGUGAAAAACAUACAUUUACAUUUACAUUUUAGUCAUUUAGCAGACGCUCUUAUCCAGAGCGACUUACAGGAGCAAUUAGGGUUAAGUGCCUUGCUCAAGGGCACAUCGACAGAUUUUUCACCUAGUUGGCUCGGGGAUUAGAACCAGCGACCUUUCGGUUACUGGCACAACGCUCUUAACCACUAAGCUACCUGCCGCCCCAACAUACUUAGGCUAUAGUUUUUUUAUUUACAACUUAACAUGUCAAAAGUACACACAACAUAAAAUGUGUAAAAGACAUAUGGACUUGACAAAGUGAUUCUCAUGCCAAUAGCCCUCUCUUAAGAUUCCCCCCUCAACUCACAAACACAAAAUAUGUCAGUUCUAUGUCUAGGUUUUCAUAGAGUAAAGACAAUGUUAAGCAGGGACAACUUUUGUCUUCUUCUUUGUUCUCUGACCACACAACAUUGUAUAUUUGCACAGCCAGUUUCAACAAAUAGUGCAAUUAUGUUUACUGCUUUUUCUUCCACACCUAUAGGGUGUGGACCACAACUCCACACUGUUCAUAGAGAUCACAUACACUGUAAAUGUAUUCACUUGGCCUUGGAUAAAGUGGCAUAUGCUAUAUUAUUAGCCCUACAAUAACCUUAAAUAAAGCUUCUCAAAUAAACUGCACUAACGAACUGCGAGACUGUAGCAAAACUGCCGAUCAACUGUUAUAAUUUUCAUACACUGUGAUAAGAGCUAAAUUAUAGAUUGCAUUUGGCCCCAGACUGGUUUUGGAUUGGCUGGUGAGGGUAGUGAAUAAAUGAUCCUGACUGCCCACUGUAUCUACCCAACACAGGGAAUGGAGGAGGGAUCAGCCUUGGGCAUCCUGGACCACUCUGUCAUUAAGAAAGGUAAGUGAUGGCAGAGCUCUGUGUGUGUUUGUGGGUAGCCUUCCCUAUAAACACCAACCACCCCUCCAGCACACACACACACACACACACACACACACACACACACACACACACACGCACACACACUAUAAAUAAUUCUGUUUUGCUAUUUCAUUUGAAGUCCUCUAAUACUCGGCUGCAGACUUCACCCUGAAGGCAGUCAUUCUUAAUGAACUGUUCAUGGUCAUAUGAGAGAGAGAGGGAGAGAGAGGGGGAUUAGAGCAAGGAGGAGAGAAGUGGGGCAAGGAAAAGGGAGGGGAAAGAAGUGAUAAAAGAGUUCUGGGGAAAUUCACAGCCGUAUGAUAACUCUAAUAUUACCAAUACUAAGAACUAGGAUUUUUCACAAGACACAGGGGCAUGAUUAACCAAUUCAAGUUGAAUUCCAAAUCAGCUUGAGUGACUACACGGGAGACAUGGCAUCUAUGCAUGAGCAAUGCUUAAAAUGUUGCAACCAACACUCAUAUUCAAGAAAAAUGACUAUCAUUCCACUGAUUUGUCGAGGUUGAGAAUGGAUCAAUUACAGCGCAUACUCCUGGCCACAGAUUUAAGAGCGUAGAACAAGCUCAAAGCCCACAUGAAUAAGCAGCUCUGGGGAUCUGAGGAGAGAGAGGGAGAGAGAGAAACAGAGAGAGAUAUAUAAACAGAGCGAGAGAGAAACAGAAAGAGAGAGUGAGAGAGAGAGAGAGAGAGAGAGAGAGAGAGAGAGAGAGGGCUUAGAGACCUCUUCGCUGCUCCGCGGCUGGUCCUGGCUGGCUCUGAAUGGGGGAUAGAGAGAGCUCCCUUCUGUCCGGGAAUCUGUGCUGCACAGUGGGGCGUCGCAAAGAGAUGCACGCCGCCCACGGAGCGAGAGUUGAGAAACGGCAUCAUAGCGGCAGCACUAGCACAGCUGACAGUAGGCACAGAGAUAAUAACUCCGCAACAGUAUAGCUAGUCACUGGGAGGAUGCGCUGAGCCAAAGGGAUGAGGGGGGUAGUAGGGAGCUGGGUAUAGAUUGUGUGUGUGUGUGUGUGUGUGUGUGAGAGAGAGAGAGAGAGAGAGACCCCCCCACACACACACACACACACACAGGGGCAAGAGAGGAUACUAGGAUAGUUUCUAAACCAUAGAAACACAGUAAUGCACACUCAUACAUAAUAACACACACAGAUACAGAUACAUGCUCACCAAGGGAAAGGGUUCAUUCAAUCCUCUCAAUUCAGCCUUUAGAUCCAAGCCCACAGUCCUGGCAUGAGAUGUGUGAUUAGUGGGCUACACCAGCUAAUCUCAUGAAAACAAAUUAACGGUUUAAAAGAUGAUGUAACAAAGAUGUUUGAGCACAAAUUAAAAAGCCAAGGGGACUCUUUUUUUUUUUUUACGUCAACACAAAUCAUUAUUAGGAACUGAAUGGCAGUUUAAAUCGUAAUAAUUUUUAGAAUGCUCCUCUCAAGUAACAGGAAAUAUUACCACAAUGCUUAGACUUGUACGGUUCAAGUGCUUUCUUAGCCACGACAAUUCUAUAAUUUGCAUUCAUAUGAUAGUGUUGCUUUGUCCCCAGUUUCUCCCAGUUUUUAAACCUGGAAAGUGGCAAUUUAAAUUCUAGCAACACUCAAUACUUGAGAAUGAAGGUCUUUAAGCUUAGCAGUCAGAGAAAAGUGACUGUGAAAGUAGUGAGGUGUGAAUAAGAUCUAUAUGAGGAAAGUAGUGAGGCGUGAAUAAGAUCUAUAUGAGAUGGCCCCGUGUAGCUCAGUUGGUAGAGCAUGGCGCUUGCAACGCCAGGGUUGUGGGUUCGAUUCCCACGAGGGGCCAGUAUGAAAAUGUAUACACUAACUGUAAGUCGCUCUGGAUAAGAGCGUCUGCUAAAUGACUAAAAUGUAAUGUGUUACUUAAAGAAACAUGGCACCCACCUGCUGUGACCACAACAACAACAAUAGUGGUGCCAGAAUUAGAGCUGUCAACACAGGGGAAAACGUGCCACUGAAUUUAUUAUCCAUGUAAUAAACACAUUACUUUCAUUAGAACAUCAAGGAUGACAAAUUUUUCAUGUAUAUUAGAAUGGAUUGUGGAAAUAUGAUUUUUAUUCACCUUUACUCUUUUUUUCUCCCUCUAUAAUCUCUCCUUCUCUUCCUAUCUUGCUAUUUCCCCAUCUCUCUCUCUCUCUCUCUCGCUCUCUCUCUCUCUCUCUCUCUCUCUCUCUCUCUCUCUCUCUCUCUCUCUCUCUCUCUCUCUCUCUCUCUCUCUCUCUCUCUCUCUCUCUCUCUCUCCGUCCCUUCUCUCCCUAACUCUCUCUCCACAGUUCCCAUCCCCUCCAAGCUGAAUGGCUCGUCCCUGUCGGCCCUCCACCUCAGUAAGGAUGGUCUAGGGAUUGGUUCCGUGUCCAACCCAGGGGAGGUGUUCUGCUCCGUCCCCGGCCGCCUCUCACUCCUCAGCUCCACCUCCAAGUACAAGGUCACCGUGGGGGAGGUGCAGCGACGGCUGGCCCCGCCUGAGUGCCUCAACGCUUCCCUGUUGGGCGGAGUCCUGCGCAGGUGA
Molecule: messenger RNA, 7264 nt
Organism: Coregonus sp. 'balchen'
Lineage: Eukaryota; Metazoa; Chordata; Actinopteri; Salmoniformes; Salmonidae
Source: the annotation of a GenBank genome assembly